AUGCAAUUUGUAUAACAAAUUGUAUAUAUUCCAACAAACAAUGGUUAAGCAACGUAAGGAGUUUCCACACAAAAUCGAAGAUGUGGAUUCGAAGCUGGCAGAAGAACUCAUGAAGCAUUAUACAGGCGAGUUAACAGGUUUUGUGAGGGUUGGACCGAAAGGUUACUUUUUCCCUCACAAAUACAAAGAAUGUGCGGCGGAUUUUUACAACAUGUUAGUGAAACCAGACGACAUAUUCAUCAACACAUUUCCAAGAUCAGGUACAACAUGGACACAAGAAAUGAUUUGGCUGCUACAGAACAAUUUAGAUUUUGAAAAAGCUAAAAAUACUCCCUUGGCGCUAAGAUAUCCCUUCUUAGACUUUUCAAUGUUAGUCCACCCGGAACUUGAGAAACAGAUGUUUGAAGAGAAUAAACAAGACGAGGAAAAGCUGAACAUAGUAAAGAUCGCUAACAUGCCUGGUGUAGAAAAAGUCGAGAACGUACCGUCUCCCCGGUUCAUCAAAAGCCAUUUGCCAUUAUCACUUCUACCCCCUACUUUGCUGGAUAAAGCAAAAGUUGUGUAUGUGGCCCGUGACCCGAGAGAUGUUGUGGUAUCGGUGUACCAUUUCUGCAAGAUGCAUAAAAUUCAUGGCGCUCCAGACAACUUUAAAACGUUUUGGAAUUAUUUCAGGAAAGGUUUACAUUAUUAUGCCCCUAUCUUCGAACACGUCAAAGAAGCGUGGAAUGAAAGAAACCAUCCUAACAUGCUAUUUAUUUUUUACGAAGAAUUGCAAGAGAAUCUUCCAGCAGUUGUUAGGAAGGUUGCUUCGUUUCUGGGAAAAAAGGUUACCAAUGAACAAGUUCAGCAGAUCUGUGAUCAUCUGAGCUUCAAUAAUUUUAAGAACAACAAAGCUGUUAAUCACUCUUUGCUCAAAAAAAUUAACUUUGUCAACACCGAUCAGACUUUCAUCCGAAAAGGUAAAGUUGGUAGUUGGCGCGAAUAUUUCGACGAGGAAAUGGAGUUGCAAGCUGACGAAUGGUUUUCAAUAAACCUUCGUGACUCUGAUUUAGUAUACCCAACAUUUCCCACUAAGUGCAUUUUAUAAGUAAUAUCAUUUAAUAUUAACUAUUCAACUUCAGUAUUUAUUGAUAUGGUCAACUUAAGCUUAUAUUUAAUCAACAUAAUUUUAUAAUAUAAUAAAAAUGUGCAUUAACACCACACCCCUAAUACCGCCUUAAGAAUGUUUUUUUAAAUCAAUAUAUAUUAUAUAAGGGGUUCUUUAAGUACCUAUUUAGUUAAUAUAUGCACUAUAUCAUUUGGGUAU
This is a messenger RNA of Vanessa atalanta (red admiral), 1306 nucleotides long. RefSeq names its product sulfotransferase 1A1-like. Lineage: Eukaryota; Metazoa; Arthropoda; Insecta; Lepidoptera; Nymphalidae. The transcript is spliced from 7 exons. Gene Ontology annotation, biological process: sulfation. Gene Ontology annotation, molecular function: sulfotransferase activity. The record is from RefSeq and is a predicted model, not a curated record. Gene Ontology annotation, cellular component: cytoplasm. The coding region runs from base 41 to 1087 and encodes 348 amino acids.